CUAUAAUCGUUUUCUGCUCCUGGGUGUUACUGGGUACUUUGCGUUAUUGGUAUAGACAUUCUGUCAAUGGUAACUUCACCUUGGAACAGAUUCCUGCAAAACAGCUUCAAUGGAAAAUGUUAUGUCACUGUAAUUCAUCACUUUCUUAGUUGCUCUUGCUUUGUCCAGAAUCAGUUGCUGGGAAUUUUAAAUUCCCUGGUUAAACUGGAAAAAUGCAAAGUGCUUUUCGUUUCUUUAUCCACAGAGUGCUGAGAAUCAGACGUGUAACUUUUUUGUCUACAUCCUGUCUUUAUGCUUUUGGCGUAUGGUAUUGUUUUCUUCAAACAAAACCCAUAAAUCUUUUGAAGAUUUAGCUGGAAAUCAUUAGAUUAUGUAGCUUGGAGAGAUCAGUAUUAAGAGGUUAUAUUCAUUUCUGAGGAUGGUCUGGUCUGGCAAGCAUUUUUCUUGGCUGACAGUUGACCACUUUUUUAGAUUCUCUCAGGGAAUCUUUUGGGAUUUGUCAUGCCGAAUGGAGAGAUACAGGCAUGAACAUUGUUGGCCGGUUAACAAAAACCAGAGAUAACUAUAUCUGUCCACUUCAAUAACGACAGCAUUUGUUUUGCCCUUCUGCAACUGCUCUUUUUACUCGCUUAGCUGGAAUUUCAAUAAAGAGAAGCAUUAUUGUUCAAUCAGACAUUUUUGAUGCAAAACUCCCAAAUGAGUAGCUUUUUCUAGUACCCAUCCAGCUCACUGAUAUACAUAGUUUGAAUUACCAGAAAGUAACAUAGAAAUUUGUGCUAAUGAGUACCCUACCUCUUGUCACCAUGCAGAUAAGUACCUCUAUUACCAUUUAUUUACUCUUGCUGAAGCUUCCUAUCUUCCAUUCCAACAAGACUGUUCAUUUUCUUAUGAAUGUCCUUUAUUCAUCUGGUUACUUUUGAUUGAAGGUUUAUCUGUCUUUUUCUACAAUUUUGUGAUAAGAAAAAGCUCCUUUUCUGAGGGUUGUUGCAUGGUUACUCAGGCACUCCUGUUAUAUCCAGAAAUGUUUUACUAAUAUGAACCUGUUGCUAAAGUUUUGUUCUCAAUGAUGUAACUCUAAAUCCUCAACUGAUAGAAGAAGUGACAAUAGGUUUAUAUAUUUCAAGGGUUGAGGGAUUGCUUCUAAGAAUUUGAUGUGAUUUGGUUAGGGUAGCCAGAAAAUGUUUGGUGACUGUUGACAAUGCUCUUGUUCUGGUGGCAGCGGCUGCCACUGCUUUUACUGGUUCAACUUUUGGAACCCAACUAUCUAAGUUACAAGCUCCACACUGACGGUUUACUCAUUUGCAAGAGCACAGCUCCUAGUCCUCAACAAACCAGUAGUAGAUUUGGGAGGUUUCCCUGCCUGAGGACAUGGGCGUAUGUCAAUUGUUAUCAACCAGAAGAUGUGAAUGUUGUUUCCCUGAUUCCUGGAAUCUCUUACAUCUCUCUUCCAAGUAGAUUAAUUCAGUUCUUCUCUUUUGCUCCAAAUUUCAUCCCCUCGAACUCUCCAAUUCAAUCCCAAGAGAAGCUCUCUAAAUCAAGAAACAGAAGGAUUGCAGCUUCAGUUGGUGGGGAAAAUGGUGUUCCAACACUCACACCUUUGCAAGCAGGUGAUAAGAAACCAAGAAAACAGACAAUUGCUGCCAUAAUUGGUGGUGCUAGUGCAGCUCUGCUUGUGGUGAUCAUUCUGGUGCUUGUGUAUAUCUGCUUGAUGCGUGUUAAAAGACUCAUGAGGAGAACAUCUGAGACAGCAUCUUCCAUGCCAUCUCCUACUGUUGAGUUGGGAAGAGUUAACACUUCGCACUAUGCUGAUGCUCCAUCUCCUCAAAAUUUAAGGCAACUAACAAUGUCAGAGCUGGAACAUGCUACUCAGAACUUCAGUCAAAGUAAUAUCAUUGGUGAAGGUCGAUUUGGUUUAGUCUAUAAAGGACUACUUCAAGAUGGAGCUAUUGUUGCCAUCAAAAGAUGCCUAAACACCCGGCAUCAUUGUUUUCUUCAUGAGGUAAAGCAAAUAGCUCAAGUAAACCACAAGCAUCUUGUCAAGCUUGUUGGUUACUGUGGUAAUAGCCACCAGCAGUUUCUUGUCUAUGAUUAUAUCCCUAAUGGAAAUGUUGGAAAUCACCUAUAUGAUAGUGAAGGUUCACCUACUGGAAAACUAAACAUGAGGCAGAGGUUAUUAAUUGCUCUAGGUGCAGCCAAAGGACUUGAAUAUCUUCACAGUUUGGCUCCUCCUCUCCUGCACAUGCAUUUCAAAAGUAGCAAUGUUCUUCUAGAUGAAAACAUUACAGCCAAGGUUUCUAAUUAUGGGUUGUCCAAGUUGGUAUCGGAGGAUCGUCUCCACGCAUCAUCUUCAGCCAUUGACUGCUUUCUUGACCCAGAGUUGUAUUCAUCAAAGAAAUUUUCAGUGCAAAGCGAUGUUUACAGCUUUGGGGUCUUCUUGCUGGAGUUGGCUAGUGGACGCGAAGCACAUUGCAGAGAUCAGUCAAACCCAGAACCAAGUUUGAUAAUGCAGGCCAUGGAGAACAACAAUCUUGUCGAGUUUGUUGAUGAGACCUUAGGGGACAAAUCAAUGAGCGGUGCAAAACAGGUGGUGGAGUUGGCAUUACAGUGCUUGGAUAUUAGUCCUAGAAGACCAUCCAUGAAAAGAAUCGUCCAAGACCUAGAACGGAUUCAGGAGAAAGAGAUUGGUCGUUUGCAUUUGGAAUUGGGAGAGGAGAUUGGUGCAGUAACACUGGGGAGCGAGCUCUUCAAAUGAGCUCUGUCUGUCUGUCUGUCAUCAUUCUUUUAUUGAAUUCAUUUGAUUGUAAUUAGGAGACACUCACGAGCAAAUUCAUUUUUGUAAAACAACUGUUCUAAAGAAAUUUAAUCAAAUCAAAGCAGGUAUACAUUUUUAUCUUCUAUUUUCA
Messenger RNA from Theobroma cacao (cacao), 2903 nucleotides. Its product is annotated as putative serine/threonine-protein kinase PBL28. The record is from RefSeq and is a predicted model, not a curated record. Gene Ontology annotation, molecular function: ATP binding; protein kinase activity. Lineage: Eukaryota; Viridiplantae; Streptophyta; Magnoliopsida; Malvales; Malvaceae. Gene Ontology annotation, biological process: protein phosphorylation.